AUGUCGUCGCCGUUUGAGGCGCCGAAGAAUGCUAUUUAUAUCAUUCUGGGUGAGAUACAAGCAAUAACAUCGUCGAAAAAAAAUAAUGCUCGAUGGUCAAAUACUCAUUCAUAUGAAGAAUCACCGGAAAUGAAUUCAUUUCAAAAAUUAAAAACAAUUCUCAAUUUCGUAUCUGAUCUUCAAGAUAUCGAUUCCAAUACAUUUCUGACACCAUUUCUCGACAUAAUUCGUUCUGAUGAAACAUCUGGUCCAAUUACAUGCUUAGCAUUGAAUGCUGUUAAUAAAUUUCUUUCCUAUGGUCUCAUAGAUACUCAAGGAGAAUCAGCAGCGUCAGCGAUUGAUAAAGUUGCCAGUGCUGUUACGCAUACACGAUUUGUUGGAACCAAUCCGAAUGAUGAUGAAGUUGUUCUUAUGCGUAUUUUACAAGUUCUUCGCUCGUUAUUACUGAGUCCCGUUGGCUCGAAAAUGACGAAUGAUAGUGUAUGUGAAAUACUACAAUCGUGCUUUCGUAUUUGCUUUGAAACACGAUUAUCUGAAUUACUACGCAAAACUUCCGAGCAUGUUUUAAUUGAUAUGGUUCAAUUGUUAUUCGCACGGUUACCACAAUUCAAAGAUGAUGGAACUUCUUCGACACUAACUAAACGAUUGCACGCACGAGGAAUAACCACGACAACUGGAAAUGAAAUGAUAAGUAAUCGUCGUCGAACACAACAACGGAUAAAUUCAUCAUCAUCAAUAAAAAAACAGCAGAUAAAUGAACCUCAAGCAAAUGAGCAAAUAUCGUCGGCAUCAGAAACGAAUUCAACCUAUUCCUCGCAAAUUGAUGAUAAUGAACGUCCGACAGCGAUAGAAACAGCUACUCAUGCCAUUCCACCAUCAGCUCCGAUAGAUCCGCCAGCAGUGAGCAAUGAUACGGAAUCAAUAGGUGAAAAUUCGACACAGGAAACAAUAUUACCCAUCAUUGUUCCUUCAUUUGACGAAUCCUCGUCAAGAGUGAUCGAGACAAAUGAACCGUCGAUUUCAACAACAACAGUUGCUGAAGACGAACAACAGCAACAAUCACAAAAAACAACUGAUCAAUCAUUGUCAACAACACAAUCCGAAACUCAAACAUCAUCAUCAACGACAAAUAGUAAUGAAUAUAUAAAUCCACGAGGCAUCCGAUUUACAUCAACACCAACAACGCCCGCUACCAGUGGACCUGCAAAAGAACCAUUGACACCCUAUGGUUGGCCUUGUGUACGUGGUUUAUUCCGUUUCUUAACUACUCUGAUAAAUAAUUAUGACAAAAAUAAUACUGAAUACAUGAUGACCGUUGGUCUUAAUCUCCUAACCGUUGCGUUGGAAGUCGGCGCAGAUCACAUUGCAAAUUAUCCUCUAUUACUUUCCAUUGUUAAAGAUUCACUUUGUCGAAAUUUAUUAAGUAUGUUAAGUUGCAAUCGUAUUCAAUUAUUUUCCGCUUCACUCCGGGUAUCGUUUCUGAUAUUUGAAAGUCUACGCACUCAUCUCAAAUAUCAAUUUGAGUUCUUCUUAACUCGUUUAAUGGAAUUAAUCGUAUCUGAACAAUCGAAAAUAACAUAUGAACAAAAAGAAAUUGCGCUGGAAACUAUUGUUCAAUUACUUCGUAUUCCUGGUUUACCAGCUGAACUAUAUUUAAAUUACGAUUGUGAUCCAUAUCUACCUAAUUUAUUCGAGGAAUUAACUAAAAUGUUGUCGAAAAAUGCUUUUCCUGUAGCUGGUUUGACAUCCACACAUAUUCUGUCACUCGAUGCACUUCUUUCUGUUAUCGAUCAUAUCGAAUUGGAAUGUCAAUUUCAAGUUCAAAGACAAAAAUCUGAUGUGACAAAUCAAUCUUUGACACGACCUGUACCUUCCGGAUAUGCUCUUGCUCAAUCCUUACAGAAUAUUGAUACGAAUCGUUCGGCAACACCACGAGAAUCUCGACAUGGACCAAAAAUUCGACAAAAUCGAAUGACAAUCUCGUCUAACUUACCAUCACAAGACGAUUUGAAGAAAAUCAAAUAUGAUAAAAAGGUUUUAAAACAAGGUUCAGAACUAUUCAAUCAAAGUCCAUCAUUAGGCAUCACUUUUCUUCAAGAAAAUCAAAUCUUGACAAAUCCAUUACAAGUCAAUGAAAUCGUGAAAUUUCUAAAAGAGAAUCCAAUGUUAGAUAAGAAGGUUAUUGGAGAAUAUAUCUCGAAUAGAAAGAAUGCCAAUAUACUCGAACAAUACGUCAAAACAUUCAAUUUUGAAGAUAUGCGAGUCGACGAAGCAUUAAGAAUUUACUUAUCUGAAUUUCGUUUACCUGGUGAAUCGCCAUUAAUCAGUACUCUACUUGAACAAUUCGCUGCUCAUUGGAGAGAGUGCAAUAAUUUUCAACUGGCAAACAAUGAUGCGGCAUUUGGAUUAGCAUAUGCUUGUAUCAUACUUAAUGUUGAUCAACAUAACACCAAUGCACGUCGACAAAGUUCUCCGAUGACCUGUGACGAUUUCAAACGGAAUCUUUCCAAAAUGAACAACAAAGAGAAUUUCGAUGAACGAAUGUUAACCGAUAUCUAUAAUGCAAUCAAAUCGGAUGAAAUUGUCAUGCCUGCUGAACAUACCGGUCUUGUUCGUGAAUCCUAUCUAUGGAAAUUGAUGCUUAAACGAUCGUCGAUGUCAACAGAAAAAUUUCUUCAUGUGCCAUCCGGUUCCUAUAACUACGAUAUAUUCACAUUGGUUUGGGGACAAACAAUGGCUGCAUUGUCAUUCGUUUUUGAAAAAUCAAAUUAUGAUUUAAUUAUUCAAAAAUCGAUCCAAGGCUUUAAUAAAUGCGCAAGAAUAGCUGCAUACUAUUUUAUGUCUGACGUGUUCGAUAACUUGGUCAUAUCUUUGUGUAAAUUCACAACCUUACUCAAUGGUCGUGAGUGGAUUGAAAAUUUACCUAUUCAAUUUGGCUUGAAUCGUAAAGCACGUUUAGCAGCAACUGUUGUAUUCAACAUUGCACAUGUUCACGGCGAUAUUCUUCGUGAUGGAUGGAAAAAUAUUCUCGAAUGUAUUAUUUGUUUAUACAAAGCCAAACUAUUACCAUCGGUUCUUGUCGAAGUCGAAGAUUUUCUCGAUCCAACGGGAAGAACAACAUUGAUCAAAGAACAAACAACUCAAAUACCAAGAAGUGAUACUGGACUAUUUUCGUCAUUGGCAUUUCUUCUCGGUGGUGGUGGUCUAUCUGAUUCAACAAUAUCUUCGAAUAAACAAACAACACCCGAAGAACAAGAAGCAAUCAAAGUUGCAACAACUUGUAUUGAAGAAUGUCAUCUAGAACAAUUAUUACAAGAGACAAAAUUCUUAAUUAUCGAUUCAUUGAAUGAAUUAUUGAAAGCACUUCUUUAUGGUUGUCAAAUAGGACCCGAAUCACAAAAAAUAGAUCAAGAUGCGGCGGUAUUUUGUCUAGAAUUACUUGUUAAAGUUGUUCUACAAAAUCGCGAUCGGGUGACACUAUUCUGGCCUACUAUUCGUCAUCAAUUCUACUCGAUACUAGUCAAUGCAAAUGAAAAAUCUUUCUUUGUUGAACGAACCUGUGUUGGAUUACUAAGGAUCGCAGCUCGACUCUUACGACGCGAAGAAUUAGCAUCUGAAGUUCUCGCUUCUCUUCGAAUGUUACUCUUAAUGAAGCCACAUGUCAUCCAUUCACUAUCAUCAGAAAUCGCCUUUGGGUUACAUGAACUUCUGCGAACAAAUGCAGCGAACAUUCACAAAUCGGAUGAUUGGUUUACAUUAUUUUCUCUAUUAGAAGUUGUCGGUGCUGCUGCACAUCCACCGCCUGUUCUUCAAACAACUCCGCAGAAUCUUUCAACUGAUAAACCUAUUCUUACUAGUCGAUCAUCGGUCAAUGCAGAAUCAGAUAUUGAAUGUUCAGAUUGUGCUACAAAUAGUACGGCAGACAAAGGUUAUACCAGUGAUACAGAAAUUUAUCGUCGAUCUGAUUAUAUUGUUGUUUCUCAUGAUGACUUAGAAACAAUUCGUACUCAGCAAUCAAUCUUGAAUCAAUAUAAAAUUGAUUUAAAUGAAAAAUUAUCUCAGCAUGAUCGUCGUGCAUUAAUUAAAUCUUGUGAAACAUUAUCAUUCUUAAUCCGCGAUUCUGCACAUGUCACAGAAGAAAAUUUUGAGUAUUGUAUUCACUGUAUUCGAACAUUUAUCGAAGCAACAGUCACACAACAACCCUAUCAACAAAAAGCCAAAACAACUAAUGCCAAAAAUCUUAAACAAAUUCGUAAAGUAACAUCGUCGAAUUCGUUAAAUAACGAAAAUUCCAAUGAACAAAUGAUGAAUCAAUCCGGACAAACAACUUACUCAUCUAAAACAUCUAAAUUAGAUUACGACGAUGAAGAUGAUCUCGAAGCAAUCAAACAAGAAUAUCAGUCACUUGCUUUACAGCUAUUAGAUCUCAUGCAUACUUUACAUACACGUGCAUCACAAAUCUAUAAGCAUACAACAACAGGACAAACAGAUCAAAUCACAUCAAGUAUUUUGUGGUACAAAUGUUGGUGUCCUAUUCUUCAAGGUAUCGCUCGUCUCUGUUGUGAUCCACGUCGGCCAGUUCGUUCAUCAGCACUUGGUUAUCUUCAGCGAAGUGUUCUUUUACCUGAACUCCAUAUCUUAUCUCCAAUGGAAUGGGAAUCCGUUUUCAAUAAAGUUCUUUUCCCAUUAUUACUUAAAUUACUCGAAACAACAAGUAUAACUGAUCAAAUUCAUGGCAUAGAAGAAACACGUGUACGAGUAUCACAAUUACUUUGUCGAAUAUUUCUUCAACAUCUGUCGCCAUUGUUAACACUACCAACAUUCACAGCACUCUGGUUAACAAUUCUAGAUUUUAUGGAUCGAUAUUGGAAAUCAGAUCAAACAGAUAUGUUGCGUGAAUCGGUUCGAGAAUCAUUGAAAAAUAUGCUCUUGGUUAUGAAUACAACCGGCUUAUUUGACCGCGAUCAAGCAUUAUCAGUGAUUACAAAAGAUCGAAUACACAGUUUUCUUCCGGGCCUUUGGGAAGAAGUUUUUAAAAUGUCCGCACCACCCAUGAUAUCAACCACUUCUGCAAAUAUCGAAACGAAUGCAAAACCGGCCACUACAUCGGAAGAUAAUGUUCCCGCGAAUGAAUCAGUGACAAAUUUGGCAGCUAUGAUCGAAUCAAUUCCAUCUAAUACUCGAGUCGUUACAUCUCGAAUACAAAAUUUGUGA
Messenger RNA from Adineta ricciae, 5214 nucleotides. Lineage: Eukaryota; Metazoa; Rotifera; Eurotatoria; Adinetida; Adinetidae. The record is from the annotation of a GenBank genome assembly.